CUUAAUUCUGUGUCUUGGCACUGUUCAUGAAGGAGCAAACGGGUCAUCUGGGUCAACACUGGAGUAUUUCUCAUGGCAGCCCCAAGGACCAUCCCAUGGAAAUGGAUUUCUGGAAUCUUAGGAGUAUUGAGUGUUUUGCUGGUUGCUACUGUGGGAAUUCUGCUGAAAAAGUCAUUUCUUCAACUAAAUAUUCAACUAAAUAUUAAGCCAACCAUUUAUCCAGGACUCACCGAAGAACUCCAGAAAGGCUCUGGCUGCUGCUCAUGCCAAGAGAAGUGGAUUGGAUACAAAGGCAACUGUUACUUCAUUUCUGAUGAACUUAAGAUUUGGGUAGAAAAAAAAUAUGGAGAUUUAGUAGGUAGAAAGAAAGAAAAGGACUUGACAGCUAAUGAAACAUGUGAGGUGCAGGAGGUAAAUCAGAGUAAAAGAGUAAAUGUAACAGGGAAUCAUGGAGAGGCAGGAAGGAAUGAGAAAACAGAAAUGCUGGAAGAAUCCAGAGAAAGCAUGGAGAAACUGAAAAAAGCAAAAGAGAAAAAAGUGAAUCAGAAGUCAUUUCAUUCUGAAGAAUACCCAGUGAAUGGCUCUUCCUACAAGGAAACAAACCAAAGAGUUUGGAAUUAUACUUGUUCAAGGAAUUGGCAUCAACAUGGAGAAAACUGCUACCAUUUUUCAAAAACUGCGCUUCCUGGGGAAGAAUGUGAAGCAUACUGCAUGAGUUUAUUUUCAAGAUUUCUUAAAGUAAUUACUGAAGAAGAGAUGGAACUUCCCUCCAUCAACGCUUUUGAAAGGGAACUACAUUACGCUCCCAAGCUGUAG
Molecule: messenger RNA, 816 nt
Organism: Sorex fumeus (smoky shrew)
Lineage: Eukaryota; Metazoa; Chordata; Mammalia; Eulipotyphla; Soricidae
Product: natural killer cells antigen CD94-like
Exons: 9
Coding region: 73-816 (247 amino acids)
Biological process (GO): stimulatory C-type lectin receptor signaling pathway; positive regulation of natural killer cell mediated cytotoxicity
Source: RefSeq, a predicted model, not a curated record